This is a messenger RNA of Akanthomyces muscarius, 201 nucleotides long. RefSeq lists its product as uncharacterized. The record is from RefSeq and is a predicted model, not a curated record. The transcript is spliced from 4 exons. The coding region runs from base 1 to 201 and encodes 66 amino acids. Lineage: Eukaryota; Fungi; Ascomycota; Sordariomycetes; Hypocreales; Cordycipitaceae.
AUGCAGCCACUGCCCAGGGUUGCGCCUUGCCGUGUCAUGAUUAGUUUUGGGCCGACAGAGUAUCGGAAGGACACUUUGCUCUUUUCACGUCGUUCGGCGGAUGCGAAUCGAGAGCAAUGUGUAAUGAUUCACACAGAGUUUCUCAAACUCAUGAGACUACAGCAUGACUGCUGCGAUUCUACCGGGGAAGCUGGGGCUUGA